Aspergillus tanneri is the source of this 1359-nucleotide messenger RNA. RefSeq lists its product as uncharacterized. The record is from RefSeq and is a predicted model, not a curated record. NCBI's taxonomy places the organism in Eukaryota, Fungi, Ascomycota, Eurotiomycetes, Eurotiales, Aspergillaceae. Gene Ontology annotation, molecular function: hydrolase activity, acting on carbon-nitrogen (but not peptide) bonds. The coding region runs from base 1 to 1359 and encodes 452 amino acids. The transcript has a single exon.
AUGGAAUCUGCACAACAUCGUGGCGACGUCCCUCCAGUCCACACAAUCGAUCUAUCCCUGCCCCCAAUAGAACGAUACGUCCAGGUCGCACAGAUUUACCGCCCUCAGUUGCUCCAGGUCACGUACCUUUUCGAUGAGCUGGUCGAGUCCAUUCUCCCGGGAUAUCUGCCGUGGAUCAAAUGGCUGGCGCGUCUCGCGCUUAGACGGUUGUCCACCCAGGAAGAAACGGACGAACUUAGAGGGAUUAGCAGAGUAACAGGGAUAGAAAUGUACCUCCUCGUCUCGUUAAAUGUCCUUCUUGAUCUGCUGAUGGGCUGUACGAGCGGUGCGGCCCUAGCGAAAGAUAGCAAAUCAAACAAUCAGCAGCCACGACUGCUGCACUUCCGCACGCUGGACUGGGGGAUGGAUGCGCUUCGACAACUUCUAGUGUGUUUUGAAUUCGUCCAGGGUCUGGAUUCCAGCUCCGUCGUGGCUACAAAUAUCACGUACGUGGGUUUUGUAGGCGUCUUGACUGGUGUUCGAAAAGGACUCAGCGUCUCUUUGAAUUUCCGUCCGAAUCAUAACUCCAACGGUUGGAUUGGCAACCUUCGCUAUUAUGGUAGUCUUCUUCUGGUCCUCUUGGGCUUGAGACGAUCGAUAUCGUCUGUGCUUCGGCAGUAUAUUAUUCCAUCUGGAAGACCGGGGCGAAGCUGGUUUCACUGGUAUUUCUCUCUAUCCGGACUAAGAGCUUGUUCUAUUAUGUCUCUGUCUCUUAGUUCAAUCUGGCCUAUUGUACAGCGCACACCAUCCACCGCAGCAUAUCUGACCUUCUGUGAUGGUGUGACUGCGGUGGUGCUUGAAAAAGAUCACAGAACAGCUCGGAUGGCAAGUAGCCAGUCCUUCAUCGUCGCAACCAACAGUGAUCAUAUUUCUACCUCUACGGAGGACAAACACCUUGAUGAGCAACACUCUGGCGCCACGCUGGUUGCAUCAACUAGCGUCACAAUGGCCGAUCUGAUUGAAGACAGCCGGGAGCGGCGAGAAUGUAUACAAGCGCGCUGGGAUAAGAAAGUGUAUCAAGCCCGUCGAGUCACUUCUACUUCAAAGGCUGUCCAUGCAAGGAAUCAGGUAGAUCGGUUGAGACGCACACGCGCGUCCCAGAGGCAUCAGGUCCGGCCGUCGGAAGCUCCAAUGCUAGAAUCGGACGCAAAGCAGGAGGUCACAGCAACGUCCCAGGAAGUUGUCGACUGGACUACGGCGUAUCCGACAACUAAUGAAAUGACCCAUUUCGCUGUGGUUAUGGAUCCUAGUGAGGGGAGAGUGCUUUGGAUUCGUCGAUACUUGGAGCCUUUGCCGUUUGACUUGACUGAGUUUGUUUGA